Messenger RNA from Alternaria rosae, 1399 nucleotides. Its product is annotated as SURF4 family-domain-containing protein. NCBI's taxonomy places the organism in Eukaryota, Fungi, Ascomycota, Dothideomycetes, Pleosporales, Pleosporaceae. Gene Ontology annotation, biological process: Golgi organization. The transcript has 5 exons. Gene Ontology annotation, cellular component: membrane; endoplasmic reticulum-Golgi intermediate compartment; endoplasmic reticulum. The record is from RefSeq and is a predicted model, not a curated record. The coding region runs from base 277 to 1191 and encodes 304 amino acids.
UGGCCUCUAAGUAGUACUCUAGUAGGUUGCGCGAACCGAGGAACCAACGCCGCAGCAACCCUGGGAACAGCCCACACGGCGCAAUAUCUCGUGCAUACAAUAUAUUCACAGCCAUCACGCGCAACUGCCAGCUAGCAAUCCACCCUGCAAUUUACUAGCCUGCAACAGAACAAAGUAGUCAAUCGCGUGAAGGACACCUGUUCGGAGCAGCGCAACCCAAUCACUUCUACAACAGCCGCCGCCCACCCUCUCUUCUCCUCUACUACACAACCAGCCAUGGCGCAGAUACGCGGCACAGCUGGCUACCAUUUGGGCAACCAGAGCCCCUUUGGCAACUCGGGGCGCAACGACAACAGCACGAAUGACCCCAGUCCGCUCGACCAACUGCGGGCCCAGACGAGCAAGCUCGAGGACCUGCUGGACACUGUCUUCGACCCCAUCAAGCCAUACCUCCCUGGCAUCGGCCGCUUCCUCAUCGUCGUUACUUUCCUCGAAGAUGCCCUGCGCAUUGUCACACAAUGGACCGACCAGCUCACGUACCUCCACGACUACCGCCACAUCUGGAACGGCGUCACGCACAUGUUCCUCAUUACCAACAUCGUCCUCAUGACCAUCUGCUCCUUCGGCGUCAUUUUCCGAAAGUACUCCGAGUACAGCGUUGCGGGACUCAUGACCGUCGUGGUCCUGCAGGGCAUUGGCUACGGCCUUGUCUUUGACCUCAACUUCUUCCUGCGCAACCUGUCCGUCAUGGGCGGUCUGCUCAUGGUGCUCUCCGACUCGUGGGUGCGCAAGAAGUUUGCCCCGGCCGGUCUUCCCCAGCUCGACGAAAAGGACAAGAAGAUGUACUUCCAGCUCGCUGGACGCGUCCUGCUCAUCUUCCUCUUUGUUGGAUUCGUGUUCCGCGGCGACUGGGGCUUCUGGAGAAUCAUCGCUAGUCUUUUGGGACUCGUGGCUUGCGUCAUGGUGGUUGUGGGCUUCAAGGCCAAGUUCUCGGCUGUCAUGCUGGUGCUUAUUCUCAGCGUCUUCAACCUCUACGUUAACAACUGGUGGAAACUGCACCCUCACCACCCCCACAAGGACUUUGCGAAGUACGACUUCUUCCAAAUCCUGUCCAUUGUUGGCGGUCUCCUCUUGCUGGUCAACAUGGGCCCCGGCCAAUUUUCCGUCGACGAGAAGAAGAAGGUCUAUUAGACUCGGACAUGUUCACGCAUCACGACACGUGUUUCGGCUUUUUUGAACGAAACGGUCGCCUUAUAUUCGAUAUAUAAACGCAUAUAUGAUAUCAAUUGGAAAAAAACGAACGUGGUGGGAAAAGCGAGAGAUGAUGGCGGCUUGGGCAAUCCCACUUUCAAGACCAGACCGGACCAGACAAGACAGCAAUUGGGCGUUGGGAAAGAAA